UAUGAAAUAUAUCAAAUCUCAAAUGUACCAUAGGGAGAAGAGAAAAAUAAAAAAGAGGCGUAUUUCACAAAUGAAAGGGAAAAACAAUGUAGUGUGACCUCCAACCCGGUAACUUUAUAGUGGAUCCACUCGAUAAGUAUGAGUGACCCAUUUUUUCUUACCGAGUCAAGGUCAAUCAACCGGUGGGUUGACAACCUUGGUUAAAUGGUGAUCGGGUUAACCUUUAAUCUAAGUAGUAACUUUAGGUUAAAUCGAUAAUCGCUAGAUUGGGCUAGGUAAUCACGGAAGGUCCUACACUCCUAGUCUUCUGGAUCCUGGGCCUGGGCCUGACCCAUGUGAAAAUUAGUGAUUCAUCCACGUCGUUCGCUAUCGUGGGCCCGACUUCCGUGCUUAUCUCUAAGCCGUACCCGGGCGAUGGCGAGUCUGUAAGAGACUAGACUUAUACUAUCUUAGCAACUCUUUCUUCACUCUUUCACCUAAUCAAUUUCUUCGAUCUCUCUUACUCUCUCAUCUGCGGGAAAAGGCAAAACCGAUCCUGAGCUUCAUCUCGCACACCUUCUUUCCAGUUCCCAUAGCAUGUUUGCUUUCCGAAAGAAACGAGAAAAACAUGCUAUGGUUGCUUCAUCUCACACACCUUCUCUCUGGUUCCCAUAGCAUGUUUGCUUGCCGAAAGAAAUGAGAAAAGCAUGCUAGGGUUGCUGAAAUGGAAAGAUCAAGAAGAAUCAUCUCACCUCCAGCAACGGAAACUCGGGCGUUGAGCGACAAAAAAACGAGAAACGAAAAGCCAAAUGGAAGAAAGGCUCCGAAGAGAUCUUUGGCGUCCUCCCCUCCCGGCCAUGGAAGAUCAAACUCGAUCCUACCUGGAUGGCCGCCGGCGAAAAUCAAUAUCCUUCCACUGCGACAAAAACUUUACCACCCUCAAAAAAAUCCAAGAUCAUCACGAAAAGGAGCACAAGCGUCAAUUUGAACAAUUCAAAUUGACGCUUGUGCUCCUUUUCGUGAUGAUCUUGGAUUUUUUUGAGGGUGGUAAAGUUUUUGUUAGAGUGGAAGCAUAUUGAUUUUUGCCUGCGUCCAUCUAGAUAGGAUCGAGUUUGAUGCCGGGAGGGGAGGAUGCCAAAGAUUUCUUCGGAGCCUUUUUUCCAUUUGGCUUUUCGUUUCUCGCUUUUAUUUCUUCAUCGCCCGAGUUUUCGUUGGAGAAACAUGCCUGUUUGUUUGGAUUGGAGAACGGCGACUUCCUACGGGUCCCGUUUCCACUGCGUCUCUUUGCCUUUCACGUGUACUUGCUACUCUGCAAGUAUCUGCGGCAAUGGAGCAACAGCGUUUCUGGUAUCAGGGCUCUUCCGUUCUCGCAGCUAAGGGCCCAAGCUCUUGAAGGUCCCGUUUGGAAGGAGGAAAGUCAGUUGCAGAUUACAAAAAAGAAUCACAAGGAAGAGGUAUAUAGCUAUCUUCAUCUCAAACAGACUCGAGCCAUUAGUGAUGCAAGACUCUUGGAUUUCCUGGAUGUCAGCCUUUGUUUCUUUGAAGUGCCGAAGUUGGUUGCUUUUAAUAUUUCUUGCUGUUUUCUCUGCCACUGAUAGUAGCACUGUUUGAAUUGUUGCCAGAUGACAGUUACUCUGAACAAGAAGGGAGUUGCAAUCCAGUCAUUAGAGAAGAACUAUGGAGCAGCUUUUGAAGAGAAAC
This is a messenger RNA of Linum trigynum, 1680 nucleotides long. The record is from the annotation of a GenBank genome assembly. Lineage: Eukaryota; Viridiplantae; Streptophyta; Magnoliopsida; Malpighiales; Linaceae.